Schistosoma bovis is the source of this 820-nucleotide messenger RNA. Lineage: Eukaryota; Metazoa; Platyhelminthes; Trematoda; Strigeidida; Schistosomatidae. The record is from the annotation of a GenBank genome assembly.
CGAAUAUUGAAUCUUGAAAUAAUGUUGGCGACAUAAUUCACACUGGCUCAGAUCGUUAUGGAUAAACCUCCUCCUCCUUACUCUCCUCCAACUGCGCCUUAUCCAACUCAGGAUCCAUGUCCUUAUCCCUUGUACCCACAAAUUAACCAACCAACCAGUAAUGUAUUUAUGGGAUCUGGCUACCAACCUGCACCACCAGCCACAGUGAUUGUUCAUCAACCGACGGUGACCACAACUGCAUACCACCGAUAUCCUGUUGGUAUUACCUGUCCCUUUUGCCAUAACUCUGGUAUUACAAGGGUUAGGUUAGAAUCCGGGUGCUUGCCGUGGUUGUUAUGUGGAAUCCUCUGCUUCUUCGGGUUUUUCUUUGGUUGCUGCUUGAUUCCAUUCUGUCUGGAUUCCACAAAAAGUGCUCGACAUUUUUGUCCAUCAUGUAAUCGUCAAGUUGGAUAUUACAGCCCCUUGUGAAUUUCUGUUUUCAAACCCUUUUCCCACUGUUUUUUUUUAAAUAUCUUAAAAUUGUUUGUUAAAAUGUGAAAAGAUUCUUGACAAUCAUUUUUUAAGGUCACUACUACCAUUGUUGUUGCUUUUGUUAAUCUACUGACCUAUCCAACAAUCAGUUAUUUUGUUAAAUUUAAAGUGAAACACGAUUUAAAGAUUUUUUAUUUGCUUGAUAUUUACAAUUCAUCCUACACAUAGGAAUAAAACAAGAUAAUUUUAAAAACAGCAAAUUGGCUUGUAUUAUCAUUAUGGAUAGAUUCGUAUAAACUGUCUGAUUCAUACUUAUUAUUUCGAAAUUUUCAAUAUUCUGCUUCUGCUU